AUGAUCGGUGAUGUUGCCAAAGAAAUGGAGUGUGUGGGAAUUUGUGAACAUGAAGUUUUGUCGUGGGCCAACCCUUUUCUUCAGAGCUACUUGGCAGCUGUUCACUUGUCACUCACAUUGCAAAGCUCUAUAUUUAAAAAAACCCUCUCAUUCCGAUGUGAAACGAGCACCAAGGGACGACGGCGGCCUCUGAGAGAAGAGUUUGAACUAACCCAGCGCUUUGCUGUGGGACUGCUUUUCCAAAACCGAGCCGAUCUUCUCUGGCUCCAUCCCGACGACAACUUAAACAAUAUAUUGCUGAUCAAACAAACUUCUCUGUUCACACACAUAAGAAACCACAAGUUUAGACUCCUCAAGCCUUCCCAAAUCCUGAAUUUGUGCCAUUUCAUUUAUGAGGGAUCUCUCACAACCUUUGGACAAUCCGCAGACACAACAACAUCUCGUUUGGCCCGACAGGUCUUUGAUAGUCUUCCAGAGAAUCUCACGUUCAACGGAGUUCCGCUCACCCCGGCCGAUGUUCACGCAAUCAAGAACAUUGUGGAAUAUGGAGAAGAACAGAGGUUUUCUCUAGACCUUACAGACAGUGGGAUUCAAGUGUCUGGGCUGAGAUCUUUGGUGGGACUCAACACCGUAAAGACAUACAGAGCUUGCAUUGUUGACGUCAUUAGCUUGUGGGAGGAGCUUGAAAAACAAAAAGAAGAUGGCUUUACCUGCGAUGCUGUGACCAAGUUCAAGAUAGACCCGUUCAAAGCGACUCAAGUUUGUCAUGUUGAACAUCUGGCCAAGUUGGUGGACAUACACACAAACAAGAGACUUCCUGAGUGCCAAAUGAGUUCAAUCUUUGCUGAAGGGGUAGCAGCAGUGAGAGAUCUGCACAAGCUCGAGUUGGAGUAA
Molecule: messenger RNA, 894 nt
Organism: Knipowitschia caucasica
Lineage: Eukaryota; Metazoa; Chordata; Actinopteri; Gobiiformes; Gobiidae
Source: the annotation of a GenBank genome assembly